GCGGCGAUGGCGACGACGGCUCGGUGCUGGAAAGGGACGCAGUGAAGCUGGCCUCGGCUCGGAUAUGACUAAUGCCUAUUUGAUCGAGGUUUAUUUGCUGCUUAGUAAUUGCACGGGCUUCGGAUGAAUCUUUGGCUUCUAACAUCUCAUCACUCCUUUCACUGAUUUCCAUGUCUUACUUGUAAGGGUUUCCAAACAGCAUCAUCAGGACUGCUCAUUGUCCGAUACGGAUUGUCUAACGGCUGCUCCAGGCCGGACUCUCUUGUCGGUUGACCCGCACUCCUUCCCAGGGGCCAUGGAGGAGGAGGGGCAGCAGAGCUUGGAAUGUAUCCAGGCCAAUCAGAUCUUCCCCAAGAAGUCCCCCGUUCUUGAGGAGGAAAACAUGCAGGUGCCCUUUCCUGAGCUGCAUGGCGAGUUCACAGAGUAUGUGGGGAGAGCAGAGGAUGCCAUCAUCGCAAUAUCUAACUACCGCCUACACAUCAAGUUCAAAGAGUCUGUUGUCAACGUUCCUCUUCAGCUCAUAGAGAACUCGGAGUGUCGGGACAUGUUCCAGCUUCAUGUCACCUGCAAGGACUGUAAAGUCGUCAGGUGCCAGUUCUCCACCUUUGAGCAGUGUCAGGAAUGGCUAAAACGCCUGAACGCAGUAGUACGCCCUCCCUCCCGCCUGGAGGACCUCUUCUCCUUCGCCUUCCACGCCUGGUGCAUGGAGGUAUAUGCCGGCGAGAAGGAGCAGCACGGCGAGCUAUGCAGACCAGGCGAACAUGUGACCUCCUGGUUCAAGAACGAGGUGGAGAGGAUGUGCUUUGACACUCAAAACGCCUGGAGGAUAUCGGACAUAAACAGCAAGUUCAGGCUUUGCCCCAGCUAUCCCCAGCAGCUCCUGGUGCCAGCCUGGAUCACUGACAAGGAGCUGGAAAAUGUGGCAGCCUUCCGCUCCUGGAAGAGGUUUCCUGCUGUGGUUUAUAGGCACCAGACUACGGGAGCUGUGAUUGCCCGCUGUGGCCAGCCAGAGGUCAGCUGGUGGGGCUGGAGGAACGCAGAUGAUGAGCACCUGGUCCAGUCCAUCGCCAAGGCCUGCGCCGUGGACAGCAGCUCCCGCAAACACCUUUCCAAUGGCAACUACACCAACGGCAACGACCUGCCUGAUACUGACUUUGAAUCCUCCAUGACCAACAGCGCAGAGGUGGAGACGUUGGCUACCCAGCCCCACAAGUUACUGAUUCUGGAUGCCAGGUCCUACGCUGCUGCCGUAGCUAACAGGGCCAAGGGGGGAGGCUGUGAAUGCCCAGAGUACUAUCCCAACUGUGAGGUGGUGUUUAUGGGCAUGGCCAACAUCCACUCCAUCCGCAAGAGUUUCCAGUCUCUGCGUUUCCUCUGCACUCAGAUGCCUGAUCCGGCCAACUGGCUUUCUGCACUGGAGAGCACCAAGUGGCUGCAGCACCUGUCCCUGCUGCUGAAGGCGGCGCUGCUGGUGGUCAACGCUGUGGACCGAGACCACAGGCCCGUCCUGGUGCACUGCUCUGACGGCUGGGACCGCACACCUCAGAUUGUUGCUUUGUCCAAGCUGCUGCUGGACCCUUACUACCGCACUGUGGAGGGCUUCCAGGUUUUGGUGGAGACUGAUUGGCUAGACUUCGGCCAUAAGUUUGCCGACCGCUGCGGCCAUGGAGAAAACUCUGAGGACCUGAACGAGCGCUGCCCCGUCUUCCUGCAGUGGCUGGACUGUGUUCACCAGCUGCAGAGGCAGUUCCCAUGCUCCUUUGAGUUUAACGAGGCCUUUCUGGUGAAACUGGUGCAGCACACCUACUCCUGUCUAUUCGGCACCUUCCUGUGUAACAGCGGCAAGGAGAGGGAGGACCGUCACGUUCAAGAGAGGACCUGCUCAGUCUGGUCACUUCUGAGACCGGCCAACCGUACUCUGAGGAACAUGCUGUACUCCACACACUCCGAGACAGUUCUUCACCCAGUGUGUCAUGUACGCAACCUGAUGCUGUGGACGGCUGUCUACCUGCCCAGCUCCUCCCCCACCACCCCCUCCGAUGACUCCUGCGCCCCCUACCCUGUGCCGGGUUGCAACCCUGAGGACGCGCCCUUGGGCAGACGUACGAAGACUCGCUCCUUCGACAACUUGCCCAGUGCAUGUGAGCUGGGAAGCUCGCUGGCUCCUAACCGCCGCUCCAGUGACCCGAGUCUCAAUGAGAAGUGGCAGGACCACCGGCGCUCUCUGGAGCUCAACAUGGCAGUGGGGCCUGAGGGAGGGGGAAACCAGGAUCAGGAGGUGCGGCCUAACGGAGUGGGGCCUUACCCAGACGGAGUGGACUCUGAGCUGGAAGACAGCCCACAGCCCCAGGGCUCGCAUGCUGAGCUCGGACAGGAAGCCUCUGUGAGCACAGCAGAAACCGGUGUGGAAGCAGAGAAGGCGGAGCUCUCUGUGGCGGUGGGCGUGGCUGAGGGCCAGAUGGAGAACAUUCUUAAGGAAGCCACUAAGGAGGAGGCGGGAGCAGAUGUUCAGAGAGAGGGAAGUGCUGCUGUCAUACAUGUCAUCAGCACUGUUGACACAGAAUUCCGGAAGGAAGCAAAAGUUGAAGAGGAUGACAAGUGUGCUAAGGUCAAUGGGACUGAGAUGCAGAGAGAAGCGUUUACCAAUGGUCACCAUCUAGAAAAUGGCAUAAUGGUGGCAGAGGAGGUUGAUGAGUCUCCCUCUCUGCCCACACAGAAGGCAGAGGAGCUGGAUCAACAGGCAGCUCAGGUGACUCAGUCACCAGAGGACCUGGUGAAGCAGGACGCAGAGAACUGUUCUGUACCAGAGGAGCUUGCACAUGGACCCAGCGAGUCCGGCUCAGGUGAGCCCGAGCAGCCUGCAGCCCAUAGAACUAUAACAAACGGCUUUGUGGACAGGUCACCUGAAGAGCCAGGAGUGGAUGAGGAGACCUGCCCUGACUCUGAAUCUGACAACGGUGUCUCCGAGCCAGUGGAGCAGGGGGAUAAGAGGGCCUCCCUGAUGGAAAGCUCCACAGAGACUUUAACUGAAGAAGCCUGUAGCAGGUUAGAGCUACCAGCACAGCCGCCGGUUUGUCCCGGUCAUCAGCCCUGCAGUGAUGGCAGGAACCAACCGCCCUGCUCCAGGAAGGAGAAAGGACUGGAGACAGGCGAACAAGGCUUUAUCAGAACUUUAAACGGGGGCAGCAAGCGGCCCUCGGUCAGUGCCUUUCAGUCUGUGAGUGCUGACCUCAACAGGGAAGGGCUUUGUAACGGCGACAGCUCCGACGGGGAGCCCUGCGGAGGACAUCACUGGGCCAAAGGGAACGGGGAGAGGGUUCCUCUGAGUCGACAGGUGUCCCUAGCAAGCUGCAACUCCCUGAUCCUGCAUCCACGGGGCAGCUGCUCCCAGCACCGCUGGUGCCACACCCUGCUGGGCCGGGCUGCCAUUAGCCCAGAGCAGCCGUCCCGAAGCCAUCUGGAUGACGACGGGCUGACGCUGCACACGGACGCCAUCCAGCAGAGGCUAAGGCAGAUCGAGGCGGGACACCAGAUGGAGGUGGAGACUCUGAAGAAGCAGGUGCAGGAGCUGUGGAGCCGCCUGGAGAAUCAGCAGCACGCCGGCUCCCACAGGAUCAACGGAGACAUGGGAGACGAAGUGACCUCAAUGACAGACUCUGAGUACAACCUGGACCCCAACUGUUUGUCGCGCUGCAGCACAGAGCUAUUCUCUGAGGCCAGCUGGGAGCAGGUGGACAAGCAGGACACCGAGGUGACUCGCUGGUACCCAGACCAUUUGGCAGCCCAGUGUUAUGGCUGUGAGAGCAGGUUCUGGCUCGCCACCAGGAGGCAUCACUGCAGUGGCAGGGAGCCUGUCCAGGAGGUCUGGAACUGCGGUAACGUGUUCUGUGCCAGCUGUUGCGACCAGAAGAUCCCAGUGCCAAGCCAGCAGCUGUUCGAGCCCAGCCGCGUCUGUAAGACCUGCUACGGCAGCCUCAAGCUCAGCCCGGCUCCCCUGGACCUGGACCUGGAGCUGGAGCUGGACAAACCCAUCACGGCCAGCUCCAACUGAGUUUCAGGAGGAAACUGGAGAGGAUGAGCCGCCAGAUGCAGACACGGGCGCACUGCUGGAGAAGAGCACAGGAGCUACACAGAAUGUCCCAUGUCCCAUGUACUGUGUGUGUGUGUGUGUGUGUGUGUGUGUGUGUG
Perca flavescens (yellow perch) is the source of this 4188-nucleotide messenger RNA. RefSeq names its product myotubularin related protein 3 (gene mtmr3). NCBI's taxonomy places the organism in Eukaryota, Metazoa, Chordata, Actinopteri, Perciformes, Percidae. Gene Ontology annotation, biological process: regulation of autophagy; phosphatidylinositol dephosphorylation. Gene Ontology annotation, molecular function: protein phosphatase binding; phosphatidylinositol-3,5-bisphosphate 3-phosphatase activity; phosphatidylinositol-3-phosphate phosphatase activity. The record is from RefSeq and is a predicted model, not a curated record. The transcript has 21 exons. The coding region runs from base 296 to 4051 and encodes 1251 amino acids. Gene Ontology annotation, cellular component: membrane; cytoplasm.